Messenger RNA from Vicia faba (fava bean), 1173 nucleotides. NCBI's taxonomy places the organism in Eukaryota, Viridiplantae, Streptophyta, Magnoliopsida, Fabales, Fabaceae. The record is from the annotation of a GenBank genome assembly.
AUGAUUCUGCUUAGAGUAUUACGUUUGUUUAUAUUCUGUUUGGUUUUAUCAACACUUUGUUCCAUUACCAAAUGUGGAAGUUCAGAUGUAACUCUGAAAUUCUUGAAAGCACCUCAUGCAUUUUCUCACUUGAAUUCAGCAACAUUUGCUUUUGAAGUUCUUAAUUCUGGUAGUAACCGUACUUGCUCAAAUUGCAGCCUCAGUUGUAAGCUUGAUGAUGGGGUCGCGUCAGUUUGCACGAACGGGAGAGUUACAUACUCAAGCUUGCAAGAUGGAAAUCAUGGUUUUGAAGUCUGCACCAAUGGAAAUCAUAGUUUUGUGGGCUGUGCUAGCUACAACUGGACUGUUGACACAAUUCCACCAACAGCAUAUGUUACAGCCUCAACAACUUUCACAAGUUCUUCAAAUGUUUCGGUAAAUAUAUCUUUCACCGAACCGUGUAUAGGUGAAGGUUUUGGAUGCAAGUCUGUGAAUGCCUGCAAUCUUCUUGUCUAUGGUGCUGGCCAGGUUGUACCAUCUUCCUUUAGAGUUCUGAAGCCAAACCUCAUGUAUUCUCUUCUUGUUAGUUUAUCUCCUACCGUUCAAUACGGCCGAGCAAUCCUGGUAAUGGAUAGGAGUUUCUGUACUGACAUAGCUGGUAACAGCUUUACAAGAAUGGCGAAUUCGAGUGUUCAUCUACAUAUUGACAGAAGAAAGGUUUAUGUCAACAUCAGGACUCGUGUACCUGAAAAGCUACUUCGAAUUAACAGUGAAACUAGAACAAUUCAGGCAACUAAUGACCUUAACAAGCUAAAGGUGUAUUUGUACUUCUCGUCUCCAAUUGUAAAUUCAUCUAUGGAAGUUAUGAGUUCUCUCAACAUUAGUCGUGGUUCACUCGUUCCAACUAGUGCAGAAAAUCUUGGAAAUCGUAGAUUCGGAUUCAUGAUUGCUAAUAUCUCCUCCACUGCUAUAGUCUCGGUUGAAUUCAAUUUGAAAUCUAUAAUAACCAGACAAGGGACUCAUGUUUCUCCAACUGCGCCGGUUAAUUUUCUCUAUGAUUCUAAGAGGCCUGCGGAUGUAACUCUUGGCGUGGUUGAGCAAGUGCAGGGGACACCAUUCUUGCAUCAUGUAAACAAUUUCAGUGAGAUCUUUGGCAAAUACAGUUCUGGAUGGAAUAGACUGUGUGAUGCUUAG